Rattus norvegicus (Norway rat) is the source of this 863-nucleotide messenger RNA. RefSeq names its product trafficking protein particle complex subunit 4 (gene Trappc4). Gene Ontology annotation, cellular component: vesicle; cytoplasm; TRAPP complex. Gene Ontology annotation, biological process: vesicle-mediated transport. The record is from RefSeq and is marked provisional. NCBI's taxonomy places the organism in Eukaryota, Metazoa, Chordata, Mammalia, Rodentia, Muridae.
AUGGCGAUUUUUAGCGUGUACGUGGUGAACAAAGCCGGCGGCCUGAUUUACCAGUGGGACAGCUACUCGCCACGGGCUGAAGCUGAGAAAACUUUCAGUUACCCGCUGGACCUACUGCUGAAACUGCACGACGAACGAGUGCUGGUCGCUUUCGGCCAGCGAGACGGCAUCCGGGUGGGCCAUGCAGUAUUAGCCAUCAAUGGCAUGGAUGUAAAUGGCAAGUACACGGCGGACGGGAAAGAAGUGCUGGAGUAUCUGGGUAACUCUGCAAAUUACCCGGUUUCUAUUCGAUUUGGCCGGCCCCGCCUUACCUCCAAUGAGAAGCUUAUGCUGGCCUCUAUGUUCCACUCGCUCUUUGCCAUUGGUUCCCAGCUAUCUCCGGAACAGGGCAGUUCAGGCAUUGAGAUGCUGGAAACAGACACGUUCAAACUGCACUGCUUCCAAACACUGACAGGGAUCAAGUUUGUGGUCCUGGCAGAUCCUAGGCAAGCUGGAAUAGAUUCUCUUCUCCGAAAAAUUUAUGAAAUUUACUCAGACUUUGCCCUCAAGAAUCCAUUCUACUCCUUGGAAAUGCCUAUCAGAUGUGAGCUAUUUGACCAAAACCUGAAGCUAGCUCUCGAGGUGGCGGAGAAGGCUGGCACUUUUGGACCUGGGUCAUAGGAUGAACUUGGAAUGGACCCCUAAGUUCUGAGACAUGCUCCAGGGCUUUGCUGUUUCUACUCCAGUGAGGAUUCCUGCAGCGGCCUUGCUAAUAUACUUGAAAAUGGUAGAACACUGAGCCUGGAGAUGGGGACAGAUCCUGGCUCGAAUGCUGUGUCCUCUGCCCCUCUGUAUAUAUCACAGUCCUAUGUCCUACUCUGUAC